AUGUCGCGUUUAGAAAAAGCCAAGGAAGCAAUUGAGAAUGGAAUUUCUCAAUAUCUUCAGAAAAUUGAACAAGAUCCCAUGGACAAUAAUAAAGCUUAUCAAAUAUUUGAAGCUACUUUAGAGGAUCAUUUGUCAAAUCCUUCUGAAUACUCUGAACAAGAACAAAUCGACCUUUUAAAUUGUUUGUUUAAUAAUAAUGAUAAUAAGAAUCAAAUUUUGGAUACAUUUUCAUGGACAAUUUUCUCAAUGGUUGUACCUUAUUUAUCACAAAAUAAUAAAUCAUCAAUAAUUGCUUUAAAAAUUCUUGAAGCAAUUACACAAAAUAAUGUUCGAGAAACAUAUACGAUGAUAUUUGAAAGACUUGGUUUGUUGGAUUGGGAAAAUCCCAAUGUUUCUGUACCCGAAUUUUCUGGGUUGAUCAAGAUUCUGAAAAUUGCCUUUCAAAGAUCUUUCCAAAAGUUUAAACGUAAUAUGUUUUUGAAAUUUUUUUCUGAUACGCUUCGAUAUAUUGCUAGAAUAUGGUUAGAAUUAGAUAACUUACAAGAAAGAAAUCUUGAUCUUGUAAUUGAAAGUUUGAUUGAUUUCACGGAGACAGUUUCACAAACAAUUGAUUUUGAAAAAGAACCAAAAUUAACUCUUACUCCAACUCCAGAAGAUAUUUCUAGCCAAGAAUUCCUUUUAAUCACAUUUUUAUUGAUUACGUCUUUUGAGCAUUAUCUUCUAACUGUUGACAUACAAAUGUCAUCUAUUUAUUAUGAAAAACUUCAUCCCAAAUUUAAUGUUCCAUGGAAAAAGAAACAAAGUGAAAAUGUCAAAUCAGUUGAUCAAUCGAGAAUUAGUAGAUUAAUUCGAGCUGCUAAAAAAUCAAAAAUUUCAACAACUCAAAUUAUAAAUUAUUUUGAAAAAUUUAAGCCUAAUAAGAAAGUUAGCAAAGAGAAUUUAUUUUCAGAUUCCCCGGAUUCAAUGUUUAGAAGGAUUAUUCCAAUUGCAAAUAAGGUUCUUGUGAAUGAUGUGAAUGAAUAUGUAAUAGUUGAUAAGGUUUUAUUAGUGUUAAUGUAUUUGGCAGACAAGAAUGAAGAAAAUACCAUUACAAUACUUAACUUAAAUGCAAACUUGACCCAAGAUGGAAUAACUCUUUCAUCAUUAUUUCAGGCAUUGUCUUCUUUCGCUUCUACUUCAUCUGAUGAAUCACUUCGUUUUAAUUCUCAUCAAUUAUUAUUUCGAAUUAUUUCAUUAUGUACGGAUGAUGCUAAAAUGUUUUUAUUGAAAGAAUUAUUAACCAAUUGCCCAUUCGAACAGAUGAAGAGUGCAACAAUUGGUAUGUUAAAGGAAAUUGUUAUUCAACGUUUAAAUGAAGCAUAUUCUGAUAAAUCGAAAGAGUUUGAACUAUCUGUAUUUGCAAGUCCAUAUUUAAUUGAAGGAUUUUUUCCACACAUUCUUCGAUUGAAAUCAAUUCUUAAUGAAUCAUCAUCUUCAAUUGAAGAACUAGAAAAAGAAUUUAUUGAGAAACAUAGUUUUCUCAUGCAUGGAUUAAAUUUUUAUAUGCUUUUAUUAAUGAGGGAUGAUAAGAAUUUGGACACACAAAAAGAAUUUUUAGAUCCAUUGAAAGAUACUUGUACCGAAAUUAUAGUUAAACAAGUGAAUCGUUUUAAUCAUUUGAAAGAACUAAAUUCAGAAAUGAAUGAAAAUGGAGAAGGCACUUUGGAGGACUCAUCUAUGUGGGAAUUUAUGUUUGAGGUGAUGUCUAAAGGAAUGGACAAUAUCAUUAAGUGGCUUCCGGGUACAGAAGUAGUUGAUGGUAGUGGAAGACCAUUAGAUCCUCGAGAAUAUCAACCAAGUAUAUGGAAUUUUUUAUACUCUAAUCACUUGUACCUGGCAAUCUUUGUUAACGUUUUAAAUAAUAGAAUAAAUGCAAUCGUUACUCCUCGCAACCCAAGACCAUUACCAAAAACAACCCGAUUACUAAUUCGAUUACCAUGUUUUUAUCUAAUGGCAAAAUCCACACUUGUUCUUUUAUCGAGACUUGUUAUUAGUGCUGCUUAUUUACAACCAUAUUUCUCACAAUGGAUUAUUGAACUUGGGGAAGAUUAUACCGAUCAUCAAUCUCUUUGGCUAUGCUUAAAGGCAUUAGCUAUUGUAUAUAUUAUGAAAGCUUUCCAUUCAAGUCUAGAAAAUAGAAGUUUGCCAGGAAGAGAACAAAGCACAACGCUUUAUGAAUACGCUUUAUUAUUUCAUUAUUUUUGUAACAUUUCAUCAGGAAGUCCGAACACUGAUUUACUUUUAAUAGCAAUUUUCGAAGUCGUCGAUAUUUUUCUUCUCGAAGUGUUAUAUCUUCAUCCGAGAGGCAUUCAAUAUAGGCUUAUACCCACUAGCAUUAUAGGAAUAACCGGAAUCGUUCAUUAUGCGUACGCAUUAUUCAAUAAAUCCGAUACGUAUCCUAUGCUUCAAAGUUUUGCUCGUUUUCCAGAGUUAGCUUUGAUUGCUAUAAUCUUUAUUUGUGUUUUUCUUCAUGCAAUUGCAUAUGUUAUAACGGGCGGUAAUGUUCGUAGAACAUUUUUCUUGGAUGCUAGAUCAAUGCCUGGACUCCAAGAAGAUUAUACUAUGGCAUUAUACAGAAUUGGUACCAUUGUUAUAGAAACGAGUCGAAUUGAUGGUUAUCGUAAUGAAUUACCGCCAAUAUUUGUUCCUUUGGGAACUAUAUUUGAACGUACAAAAAAAAAAAAGUCUCGAUCAUCGGAUAAAAAUAAAAGACAACCAACUUGUGGAUUUGAUAAUGAACAACAAGACACUAAUGAAUUAGCACCUACAGAAUCUAAUGGAGGUCCACGUCGCGGAAUAGUUUGGGCUAAAUCAGAUUCUACAGAUUCAGAAAAUGAUGGAGAUAUAGAGGAAAUAAUUCCUGGUGAUGAGCUUUUAUUACUAGGAAAUGACCUCAGAGAACAUGAAGAACAAGCGCGUCUCACACAAAAUAAUAUGGCAUCUUCAUCACUGGACGAAUCCGUAUCACUCAUGUCAUUGAUAACUGAACGUCGUCAACCACUUAUGUCAUCUCAAGCCGUCACCGAUCGUUUAUGUGUAGUUUGUCACGGAGAAACUCGACAAUGUCUUCUUAAACCAUGUGGAUGUUUUGCACUUUGUAACGGGUGUCGUGAAAUGAUGGCUCAACGGAAAUUUAAGGCAUGUCCGUGUUGUCGAAGAACAGUUGAAGGAUAUUCUAGAGUUUAUAUUCCAUAA
Diversispora eburnea is the source of this 3234-nucleotide messenger RNA. The record is from the annotation of a GenBank genome assembly. Lineage: Eukaryota; Fungi; Glomeromycota; Glomeromycetes; Diversisporales; Diversisporaceae.